Messenger RNA from Chlorella variabilis, 270 nucleotides. RefSeq lists its product as hypothetical. NCBI's taxonomy places the organism in Eukaryota, Viridiplantae, Chlorophyta, Trebouxiophyceae, Chlorellales, Chlorellaceae. The record is from RefSeq and is a predicted model, not a curated record. The transcript is spliced from 2 exons. The coding region runs from base 1 to 270 and encodes 89 amino acids.
AUGUCAGUCAGCGGCGCGCGGGUGCAGCGGGUGUGGAUCACGCGGAAUGGGCGGAUGGCGCUUGAGGCGUCGCUGCCCGCCGCCAUGGCUGCUACUGUGCUGGCUGGCAGCAAGCGGCUCAAGGGUACUUGGAUCACCCUUGGGCCCGUCCUCAGCCCCAGCGAGCUGCGCGAACAGGAGGCGCGCAGGCAGCAGCAGCCACAGCCCACCCCGCAGCAGCAGCAGCAACCACCACCGCUGUCCGACGGCAGCAGGAGGGAGCAGCAGUAG